AAGCGCGCCGCCCCUGCCCCCGCCGCCGCGCUGGUGGCUGCGCGCAGCAGCAGCAGCACCAAGGCGAAGCAGGGGCUCAGAGUUUCGGGCGCGCUGCUGGAGACGCGCCGCCGGGGCUUCCCAACACCGUCGCCAUCCCCGCUCGCUACCGGGACGGAGGACGAGGAGGAGCGGCUGCAGGGCCAGACGCCGAGCCGAGGAGGUUCCGCAGCGUCUCCGGCGAGGAGGAGAAGGCGGAGGAGGGCGACGACCCGGCCGAGGCAGCCGCCGCCGCCGCAGCAGCCCGCGCGCGGAGCCCAUCCCGGGCGGAGCGAGGAUGCUGCGCGCCCGCCCGCCGGCGCCGCCUCUGGCGGUGCUGCUGCCGCUGCUGCUCCUGCCCGGCGGGACGCUCCGGAGCGCGGCCGGCAGCCAAGUGAAUUUAUUGGACUCUCGAUCAGUAAUGGGGGAUCUUGGAUGGAUAGCCUACCCGAAGAAUGGGUGGGAAGAAAUUGGCGAGGUGGAUGAGAAUUAUGCGCCGAUCCACACAUAUCAAGUGUGCAGAGUCAUGGAACAGAGUCAGAACAACUGGCUUCUGACAAGCUGGAUCUCCAACAAAGGAGCCUCUCGAAUCUUCAUUGAACUGAAAUUCACCCUUAGGGACUGCAACAGCCUUCCUGGAGGACUUGGGACUUGCAAAGAGACUUUUAAUAUGUAUUAUUUUGAAUCGGAUGACGAAGAUGGAAGGAACGUAAAAGAAAACCAGUACAUCAAGAUUGAUACCAUUGCGGCGGAUGAGAGCUUCACAGAGCUAGACCUUGGAGAUAGAGUCAUGAAGCUGAACACAGAGGUGAGAGAUGUUGGGCCUCUGACCAAAAAGGGGUUUUACCUUGCUUUCCAAGAUGUGGGCGCCUGCAUCGCGCUGGUCUCUGUGAGGGUGUACUACAAGAAGUGCCCUGUGGUGGUUCGGAACUUGGCCAUCUUCCCCGACACCAUCACCGGAGCGGAUUCUUCUCAGCUUCUGGAAGUCUUGGGGUCAUGUGUGAACCACUCUGUGACAGACGAACCCCCACGGAUGCACUGCAGUGCCGAAGGGGAAUGGCUGGUGCCAAUUGGGAAAUGCAUGUGCAAGGCAGGCUACGAAGAGAAGAACAACACUUGUCAGGGUAAGGAUUUAAUGUUGGGAAUAGUUUGGCUGGUGUAGCUGGAUGAUCAGCUUCGAAUGCUAUUACAUAUGCAGAUUCUUCAUACAGUGUCAGAGUGAAUAGAUACAUUCCUUAUCAUAACGAUGGCAGUGUUUUUAUUUCACACAUGCACAUAGCAGCAUAGAUGG
Molecule: messenger RNA, 1309 nt
Organism: Podarcis muralis (Common wall lizard)
Lineage: Eukaryota; Metazoa; Chordata; Lepidosauria; Squamata; Lacertidae
Source: RefSeq, a predicted model, not a curated record